This is a messenger RNA of Colletotrichum scovillei, 1976 nucleotides long. RefSeq names its product RTA1 like protein. The record is from RefSeq and is a predicted model, not a curated record. Gene Ontology annotation, cellular component: plasma membrane; fungal-type vacuole. Lineage: Eukaryota; Fungi; Ascomycota; Sordariomycetes; Glomerellales; Glomerellaceae. The transcript has 2 exons. Bases 333 to 1502 code for a protein of 389 amino acids.
UUUGCCCCUGACCUAACCCCAAGGUCAACUGCUCCCAAGACGAGCUCAAUCACGAUAUCUGUCCCCCCACGAAAGAGUAUCGCUCCCGUCUACCCUGAGGGGUUGGAGGUAUAUCAUACCUCCCGGCUCUUUCCCUCUUCUUUCUCGAUAUGUAUUUCUCUCUCGGAGAGUUUCGCCAUCAUUCCCCUUGUCUUAUUCUGCCAUUGAAAGGACAUUGAAGCCCCCCUUCCGGCCCAUUGCCCCUUUCCCAUCCCCCCUCCUUGUCCAUCCAUCCCAUCCAUCUCCCCUCUCAUCACACACACCGCGAGCACCGCGGCCAACCCCAGCCCAAGAUGGACUACGACAAAAUGAUGAAGAUAGUCCAAGACGCCCACAAAGACCCCUCAACCGUCGACCCAGACCGCAUCCUAAACCACAUCUUCGCCUCCACGGGCUACAGCGUAGAAAACCCCCCUCCCGAAGCCGUCAUCAAACAGCUCAAAAUCGACUUUGCACCCUGGCUCCCCGCCUUCUGCUUCCUCAAGCCCGACCUAGAGUACUGCCAGGAAGGCGUCAUCUCCUUCUACUCGUACCGCGUCUCCCUCGCCGCCAACGUCGUCUUCCUCGUCCUGUUCUUCCUGUCGUUUUGCGGGUUCGCGUAUACCAUGUACCGCACGCGCCGGGCGAACCUGUUCAGCGUCGCCAUGAUGCUGGGCAUCGUGUCCGAGAUGAUUGGGUACGCGGGGCGCAUCUUCAGCUGGAAGAACCAGUGGAACGAGAAUCCUUUCCUGGUGCAGGUUUGCUGUUUGACUGUCGGUCCCGCGUUCCUCGCCGCGGGCAUCUAUCUCUGUCUGCGGCGGAUCGUCACGGCGUUUGGGCCCAAGAACUCGAGGAUCCCGCCGAAGUGGUACACCAGGAUUUUCAUCCCCUGCGACCUAAUCUCCCUCGCCCUCCAAGCCGUAGGCGGCGCCCUCGCCUCCGUCGCCUCCAAACGCGACCUCCCCACCGCGAAAGGCGACGCCGUCAUGAUCGCGGGCCUCGCCUUCCAAGUCUUCACCAUGUUCGCCUUCAUGCUCGUCGCCGCCGACUUCGCCCUGCGCACCUACCGCGCCUCCCGCCACGCCCACCUCCCCAACCUCUCGUGCGCCCUCGACAACCACCCGGACAUGGUCCGCCUCCGCCGCUCCUCGCGCUUCAAGGGGUUUCUGGGCGCGCUGGCGGUGUCCACCGUCUGCAUCUUCAUCCGCUGCGUCUUCCGCGUCAUCGAGCUCAGCGGCGGCUGGACGGGGCCCCUGAUGGCGCGCCAGGAUCUCUUCAUCGCGUUCGAGGGCGUCAUGAUUGUCGUUUCUGUCGUGGGGUUGAAUUUCUUCCAUCCUGCGCUGUGCGGUUCGCAAUUGUUUGCGCCGCCGGCUGAUCGUACGGCUGGCGUCCCAAAGAGGCGCAGGAGGAUCAUUUCGGGACCGAGGUUGGUCAACUUUGAUUCGUAUGAGAAGAGCAACGGGAGCUCUAUUGAGACUGCUUAAUGGGUUGGGAUUAUGCCAAGUUUUCCAAACGUCUUUGUAUCUUUUUCUCCCAAAAAGCAUGUAAGCAUGUAGUACUGUUCCAGACGCUUCCCCCAUGCUUCAAGCGUCAGUAGUAUAGACCGACUGCUUACCCCUUUUAUCGCUUCUGUUUUUAUUGUUUUAUUUUUGCUAGAAAAGCUCAGUAUGAUGGAUGAAUGGCUUUCUUUUUCCUUUUCCAUUUCUCAUACUAUUCUUCUUUUGUCUUUUCUUCUCUUCUCCUCUCCUCUUCUCUUUUCUUUCUUUUCUUCUUUUUCUUUCUCUCUCUUCUUCUGUUCAACCUGCCUUGGUAGUCAAUACUACAUAGCUGGGAGUAGGUGGCUUUUCGGGCGGGGUACGAGAGUGUAAUCAGUGGCAUGCAGAAUUCGGGGUCGUCAGUACGUAAUUGAAACACGACUGUAUUUCCCUUAGAAAUAAAUCUAGUUGUACUUAGCGUAC